Molecule: messenger RNA, 1152 nt
Organism: Penicillium canescens
Lineage: Eukaryota; Fungi; Ascomycota; Eurotiomycetes; Eurotiales; Aspergillaceae
Product: isocitrate dehydrogenase (NAD(+)) IDH1
Exons: 5
Coding region: 1-1152 (383 amino acids)
Biological process (GO): tricarboxylic acid cycle; isocitrate metabolic process
Cellular component (GO): mitochondrion
Molecular function (GO): isocitrate dehydrogenase (NAD+) activity; magnesium ion binding; NAD binding
Source: RefSeq, a predicted model, not a curated record
AUGUUCUCCAGAACGGCUCAACCUGCUCGGACCCUGCUUCGCGCCUCCGCAGCCCCCUCUCUGGCUCGCUCCAUUCCCGCCAGAUCCUUCGCCAGUGUUCAGUCGGACAUUUUCAAGCCCACCAAGUAUGGCGGCAAGUACACCGUGACUCUCAUUCCCGGUGACGGAAUUGGUGCCGAGGUCGCUGAAUCGGUCAAGACCAUCUUCAAGGCCGAUAACGUGCCCAUCGAGUGGGAGCAGGUCGAUGUUAGCGGUGUCGACACCGGCAACAAGCACUCUGAGGAGCUCUUCAAGGAGUCCCUCGCAUCUCUCAAGCGCAACAAGCUCGGCCUGAAGGGAAUCCUUCACACUCCCGUCGAGCGAUCGGGCCACCAGUCCUUCAACGUCGCCCUCCGUCAGGAGCUGGACAUCUACGCCUCCAUCUCUUUGAUCAAGAACAUCCCCGGUUACCAGACUCGCCACAAGGAUGUCGACCUCUGCAUCAUUCGUGAGAACACCGAAGGAGAGUACUCCGGGCUCGAGCACCAGUCCGUUCAGGGUGUCGUCGAGUCCCUGAAGAUCAUCACCCGUGCCAAGUCCGAGCGCAUCGCCAAGUUCGCUUUCAGCUUCGCUCUUGCCAACAACCGCAAGAAGGUUACCUGUAUCCACAAGGCUAACAUCAUGAAGCUGGCCGACGGUCUCUUCCGCAGCACAUUCCACAAGGUCGCCGAGAACUACCCCACCCUGGAGGUGAACGACAUGAUUGUGGACAACGCCUCUAUGCAGGCUGUUUCCCGCCCCCAGCAGUUUGACGUGAUGGUCAUGCCUAACCUGUACGGAGGUAUCUUGUCUAACGUUGGUGCUGCCCUCGUUGGUGGACCUGGUCUCGUCCCCGGUUGCAACAUGGGCCGUGACGUCGCUGUCUUUGAGCCCGGUUGCCGUCACGUCGGCCUUGAUAUCAAGGGCAAGGACCAGGCUAACCCGAGCGCCAUGAUUCUUUCCGGCUCCAUGCUUCUGCGCCACCUCGGCUUGGAUGAGCACGCCAACCGCAUCUCCAAGGCUGUUUACGAUGUCAUUGGCGAAGGCCAAACACGGACCCGCGACAUGGGUGGUCAGGCUACCACUCACGAGUUCACCCGUGCUGUUCUGGACAAGAUGGAGGCGUCUUUGUAA